Pelobates cultripes (western spadefoot toad) is the source of this 5386-nucleotide messenger RNA. NCBI's taxonomy places the organism in Eukaryota, Metazoa, Chordata, Amphibia, Anura, Pelobatidae. The record is from the annotation of a GenBank genome assembly.
GGCGUGGCCAGACGGUAAACAGUCUUGCCUAGAGGGUUACUACGUUGUCUGGAAACAGUCUGACGUCACGGCUGAUGGGCGGGGUCUGGCUGUGGCUGUAUAAGGCAUGUCGCAGCCAGUGGUGGCGGUAUUCGCGGAGCGAGGCUGCUGCAGGACGGACGGCGAGCGCUUCAUUCAGACCCAUGGGCAGCGGAUUUGUAAAUGCUUUUUAAGGUGAGUGCCAGCCAUGGGCCGCGGUCACGGCAGGCCAUCUCGCCCUCCCCGGUACCCGUUCUAAUUCUCUCUUUUACCCCCACAGGAAUCCAGAGGCGCCAGCAGCGGCGGCCACCUAACCCGCUCGGGGUGCUGCAAAUUCUCCGAGUUUACCGCAGAGCCUCCCUGGCUGCUCUGACCGCAGGUAAGCUCUGUGCCAGCCUGGCUCCGCUCCACACACUGCGGGCACCGCACAGGUCACAUCACCGUGCGGCACCUGGGCGGGAGGGGGGGCACCCUGACUGCCAGGGGAAACAUGGGGGGGUGAGAGUGAUGGGAAGCAGGAGGCAGUACCAUGGACAGCACACUUAUUUGCCUGGCAUGUCCUCUAGCACCGUGGAUCCCUGGGAUAAGUUGUUAGCCUGGCACUUGCUCCCUACUCCUGGAGAGGAGGCUGGAUAUGGGUCUGUGCUGCCCAGUUUCUAAUGCUAAUGUUAGUAAAGAUUUAUAGGGAAACUAAAUGCUCAGAACGCCAUGUUUGACUAUGGAGAUAUUUCAUUUUUGCCAUCAUAAAUCUGGUUCUUAUUUUGGGGAAACUGAGUAUAACAAUUGAAUGGUAAUUUACCUGUGUUAUAUAGUGACUUUGUUUUCCCCCUCCUUCCUUACAGCUUGUUGCAUACUUAAAAACUUUAAUCUGAGGUACCCUUAGCAGGAGCCCAUAAAAUCAUUGCAAUAACAAUGUAUAUCCAGGAGUCUGAGUUUACCAUGGUGGAGGAAGGCUUUGUUGCCAGGGACCUGAUGGAGGAAAUUAUUAACGAUGUCUCUCAGACUGUAAGUACACUUUGCACUUUCUUGCCUGUGAUAGGGUUCAGAACCUAAUUUAUUUGUCUUGUAUGCUUACUGUGCUGUGUUUUCCCUUAGGAUGAUAGAGAUGCGUUUUUUGUUGCUGACCUGGGAGAUGUGGUGAAGAAACACUUGCGCUUUCUGAAAGCAUUGCCACGUGUGAAGCCGUUCUAUGCCGUGAAGUGUAACAGCAGCAGAGGUGUGGUGCAGAUACUUGCUGAGAUGGGAGCUGGUUUUGAUUGUGCCAGCAAGGUAACGAUGCAUUGUUUACAAUGACAGUUUGCAAAGUUUAAAUCCUUAGCAUGUUUAAAAAAUGUAGUGUACAUGUGGAUUUUUGUUGCCUAAAUAAAAGUAGCCUUGCCUCUUGAUUGCAGACAGAGAUUGAACUAGUCCAGGGAAUUGGAGUGAAGUCGGAACAUAUCAUUUAUGCAAACCCUUGCAAGCAAAUCUCCCAGAUAAAGUAUGCAGCCAAGAGUGGGGUCAAUAAGAUGACCUUUGAUAAUGAAGUGGAGCUGUCCAAAAUUUCAAGGAACCACCCGAAUGCUAAGUAUGCAUUUAUUUGGUCAUACCUUUGAAAAUGCAUGUGGCUUUAAUGUUACUAAAUUUCCAGUAAUUAGGUAAACUAACAGUAAUUUAUUUACCUACAGAAUGGUUCUGCGCAUAGCCACAGAUGACUCAAAGUCUUCUGGCCGUCUGAGUGUUAAGUUUGGGGCACCUUUAAAAGCUUGCAGACACCUCCUAGAAAUGGCUAAAAAUCUCAAUGUAGAGGUCAUUGGUGUAAGGUGAGUGUUAUAUGCAUUGUAUAAUACAAUUACUUCCAUGAAAUUAAUGGCAUCCUCAAAUCAAUUUAAGAUAUAUAAACAAGCUGUAUUUUCAUACCAGAAUUGUGUAUUUAUAUGGUGAUUUUACUUCCUCAAAGAAACUACUACUGUGCAGAAGCAAUAUGUAAAGAUUAUCACAAAAUAUUAAGCUUGAAUAUAGUUGGUACCAGAAUAUAAGACUCAAAUACAAUCUUAGGCUGUUAAACAAACUUCUAUGCUCAGUUAUUCUUUGCAAAUGAUUGUGUGUUUUCUAACUAACCUUUUCUAACGAACAAUAAUAGCUCAGUAGUCUUCUAACCAUAUAAAACAUGUUUCCUUACAAUUUGCAUGAUGGAAGUUUUAUGCACUAAACUGGAAGCUCUGAUUAGGGAAUUGAAAGUUUUUAAACCAAAACAAAAAACUCUGCUAAUGCUCAAUCAUUGGCAUGAUGGUUUAAAGCUUACACUUCUUAACAAUUGUUUUGGUGUGUAGACCUUAGCCUCCAUACUGUUCUGAAAUUAUAGUAAACAGUUUGUCUAAUCAUGCUGAAGAGCCUGGUCUUUUCCACAUAAGGCACUGCAGUCUUCAGUCAUACAAAGGGCAGCUAUCAUAAACUAGUGUUGAGUUUCAGGUGAAAGACAAAGGGCUUUAUUUAGUGAGCCUAGAAUGGACCAAGGUAGUACACAUUUUAAGUCAAAAUAGCUAAAUUGGAUAACAUCAUCAAGUUGGCUAUUUUGACUCCAAAUGUGCAAUUCCUUAAAUUCACGUUUAGUGAAUAAACCUUUAUCUUUAAACACAACAUGUAAUUUUCUAUUGGUUAAUAUAUGUUUGUCUUACAUUUAAAAUUCCUAAUAUGUGUCUGGUUGUGGUCUUAUCUUAAUCUUCCAUUUUUUAUUUAUUUAUUUUUUUUACAGUUUUCAUGUGGGUACUGGAUGCAGUGAUCCUCAGGCAUAUGCACAGUCCAUUGCAGAUGCCCGCUUGGUCUUUGAAAUGGCAUCUGAAUUUGGGCACAAAAUGAGCAUACUUGAUAUUGGAGGGGGUUUUCCUGGUACAGAGGACUCUAAAAUCAGAUUUCAAGAGGUAAGUUACUUCUAGUCUGAGAUAAGACACUGUAGCAUGUUUUGAUGGCAUAUUGUAGACUACUAAUAACUUCUCACUUUACUUAGAUUGCAGAUUUAAUAAAUCCAGCAUUGGACCUGUAUUUCCCAGAAAGCUCUGCCGUGGACAUAAUUGCUGAGCCAGGGAGGUACUAUGUGGCAUCUGCAUUCUCCCUGGCUGUUAACAUCAUUGCCAAGAAAGAAGUGCAGAUGGAAACAUCUGGAUCAGAUGGUAUGUUUGUUCUUGUAUAAUGAGAGCAUCUAAAUGAUCUUUUCCAAGUUGUAUAUAGUGUACAACUUCAAUUCUUUUUAUGAUUUUUUUUUAUUUUCCUUUUUAGAUGAAGAAAUUGACCUCAACAAAACCAUAAUGUAUUAUGUUAAUGAUGGAGUCUAUGGAUCCUUUAAUUGCAUCUUCUUUGACCAUGCACAUCCGAAACCCAUACUUCAUAAGGUAUAGUUUUCAUUCAGCUUCUUUUGUGCUUAAUGGAUAGGCAACUGUGACCUAUUGGCAGACUGACUAUACUGUGAUCCAUCUUGUGUACAGCAGACUGCCUGUGAAGUUUGCCUGUAACUUACAUUAUAAACUUGUCUGCAAAGAUGGCUACAGUCCUGUAAAGUAAAUACUGGUAUGCUACAUAAUAUUUCAUGCCAAAAUAUGGUACAAAUGACUAGAUAAUUGUUCAGUUAAAAUUAGAACUAGUACUCUUUCAUAUUCUUGUUCUGCAUUGUGUUUGUUUCAUAGCAACAUACUGUUGCUGAUCCCCAUACUUUUUGUGUUCUUUUCACAGAAGCCUUCCCCAGAUCAGCCCAUCUACAGCAGUAGCCUUUGGGGACCAACCUGUGAUGGUUUGGAUAAGAUCGCUGAACAUCUCAACCUGCCUGAACUGUAUGUUGGUGAUUGGCUUUUAUUUAAUAACAUGGGAGCCUAUACAGUGGCGGCAUCUUCCACUUUCAAUGGCUUUCAGCAAACCCGGAUCCACUAUGCCAUGCCAAGGGGGGCCUGGUAAGACUACUUUACUUUAUGAUUACAUAAAAAAGAAAAAUAGCAAUUUGUUACAUUGUCGUGUAGAAAAUAGUAUGGUGCUAGAAGCCAAGAAUACGAAUAGAAUUUAAUGCAUUAAAAUCCUGAACCACCCAUUUAAUGCUAUGUUGAAUCUGCAAUGAAUGGAGUUAAAAAGUUGAAAAAGUCCCUGGUGAGACUUUGUCUCCACAACAUAAUGCAUGAAGUUUCCAGUAGUUUAGGGUUGGACUCAGCACAGUGGCAUUUCCCCCACUCCUUAUUUGCCUAAUUUUUCUUCCCUCUACCCUUUUCUACUUCUGGGUCUCAAUCAUAAUUCCAAGUAUUUGAUGUAAUGUUAACACAUGAGACAGAUGCUCAGAAACACUUGGCAAUACUUUGUAUGGGGCCGUCUCUGAAAUAAAGAAUUAAAAAAAACAAAAAAAAAAACGGACGUCAUGCCGUACAGUCAAAGCACAUGUUAAAGGGACACUUCCUUAAGCACCCCAACUUUUUCAAUUGUCUUAGUGUAGUUUUCAAUAGAACUUGGCACAUUUAUAAGUUACCCGUUUUGUAUUUUGGGCUGUGGAAUGUCUCUUAUGAAGUAUAGCUGAUUUUGUUUUUUGUUUUGUCUCUCACAGGGCAGCUGUACAGCUAUUGAAGAGAGGAUUCCAGCAGCCUGAAGGGAAAGAGACUGUCUGUACACCUAUGUCCUGUGGAUGGGAAAUCUCAGACUCCCUGUGCUUUCCCCAUACCUUAACUUCUACUGGCAUAAUUUGAAUUCCUUUGCUAAUGGGACUUUCCUUUUUUGUACUCUUAACAAUUCCCAUGUUGCCAAUUAAUUCUUUAAAAAAAAUUUUUUUUUUUUUAGUUUCCUUUGGUUUUUAAGUAUGCAACAUAAAACAUGUUACUUUCCUGUGCAUAUAUCUGUGUUUGAUGUGAUUUAGAGAGGAUGGGCAAAACUUUUACUGCUCAUCUGCAGCAGGUAAUCUAUAUAUAAUAAAUAUUUAUUUUUUAUUUGACUAUUUUAUCGGGAAUCUGUCUUGUGGGGCCUGUAAUCACAAUCAACCUGGUUUUAAUAAACUGACAUACACAUAACCAGUCUUUGCACUGUAAGCUUGACAUCUAACAUAUUCUCGUGUGUGUGUGUGUAUGUGUACAAUGCGACUAGAGCUCACAUUAGUACACUUGCAAAAAAGUUUUAACAUAACGGUAAAGUAUAUCUCCUGAGUAAGUCUACAUAUAUUCAUGCUCAUUCUUAAUAUUUAUUUUAGAAAGAUGUGGAGAAUGGGUGUUUUAUCUGACUAUAUAGUACGACCAAUAAACAUAAGUGUGCUCAAUGACAGAUGGAUAAGUGAUGAGUUUAGUCUGAUAUUUAUGUAGAUUAACAGUUUUGUUUUGUUUUAUUAAAAGAAACCCUCCUCCAUUUGUCUUUUAUAAUCUAAUUGAAUUGUGAG